GGGAAAUGAGAAGAUUAACUAUGGAUAGGGGAUAUUGGAGGUGCGUGUCUAACCGUCUUCGGACUGAUGACCCUGUUACGAUGGGACGUAUACCAAUUGUGGCAUAUCGUAAAAUUAAUGUCAUCAUCAUAAGGUUGUCAGUCCUAAGACUGGUUGGACACGCACCUCCACUUUUUUCUAUCCUGUGCUAAUCUUCGCAUUUUCCUAAAACUAGAAUGUCCAAUAUCUUCAAUCAUUUGGGCACAGUAAUCUAACCUAGGUCUACCGAUAUUCAUUCAUGCAGAAAUAUAUGUUUAUAUGUGUUCGCUGUUUUUUUUUAUACAAAAUACAUUGCACUGCAUUUACAUCGGUCGUUAGAUCGCUGGGAUUUUAUGAUCACCUAAUUAUCCUUCCACUUCAGGGGUCGGUUAAUACGAUUGCUGCAGUUGGUAGUACCUGACGCACUUGGUAGUGUUUUAAGAAGGAUCGCCGCAGUUGGUAUAUUACCAGUAUGAUGACGGGAGCAACGCAAUGUAAUGAAAUAUAAAGUUGCAUUGAAUAUUAUAAAGAGUAAAAUAUUAUAUUUUACCUACCAAUUUAUUAAAAAAAUAUAUUAAAAUUUACACAUAUGUGACUUCGUGAUUUUCGGUGUGAAACUAAGUACUAACUUUAAAGGCCCGUAGUGCCACCUGCAGUAAGGUUAGCUUAGAUAAAAUGCUGGAUUAAUUUUUCUUUCGAUAUUUAUUUUAAUUUCCUCUUUAAUUGUGUGAAACACGUAAUUAUAUAUAGUUGUAGGUAACAUUUACUUAAUGACUUCAUGUGCAAUAUAUUUUAUGUCCGUAAUUUGGAGACAAAAAGUCCUACGUAACGCAGAAAUAAAUAACGCAACACACCUAAACUAAACCAUGCAACACGCGAGCAUCAAACAAUCUAUUUAUAACAGUACACUAAUGUUUCCUACCUUUCCAAAGAGGGACAAAUGGUGCGGCUCAGUUAUCUUAUUAAAAUCUAACAGGUGAAACUGUGUUGUCAGAGCAAGUGUCUCUGUGUGUUAAAUAUAACGCUGUAAUGCAGCGGUUACAUUUCUGUUUUCGUUUAUAAAAUUAAACGAGAAAACCCAUCAAAUUGGUUUAUAACAGUUGCGAAUGAAAUGCAAAGACGAAGGGUAAAAAUACACACAUGCAAGAAAAAUUUGCAAACAAAAUAAUUAAAACGUAUACAGACAUACGUGUUAGAGACAGCCAGUUUGUGUUAACGCUUUUACGUUGCACCCGGCGAGGUGGUCUUCAAAUUUUAUUUUUUAUCAUCUCAGUUAAUGUUCGGGUUCGUUUUCAAUUUAUUUCUAGGUCUAAAUGGGCCCAGACAGAUGCAAAUUGACACUUACAAAAUAAAAAACUUAAACGAACAUAAAGUACAUAUGUUUUCCGAAACGUCGCGUCGUACGUCAACAAAAAGCAGCGUCCGUUGUAAAAUUAUUCUCGAACCGUCCUAAUUCGAAUAUUCUAAAAUAUACCAAUAAAUAAUAAAAGAUAUUUCUUUCAUAUCCAAUAAGAUAUUCAACAGAACGCAUAUGUUUUGUUGGUGCAUUACAACGUAAUUUAUUAUCAAAAGAUGUACAGCAUCCGUUACUCGCCUUGCUAUAAAAGCAGUUAAACAGUAUAGCAAGUGCUUGCGAUACAUGUGCACAGAAACGAUAGAGUUCUUCGCGGGGAGUGUUUGUUGUGUUAGCGGUGGUAGCAGUUUUAAAGGUUUGACUCGGGGGACAAGUGAAGGUGGCCAUGUCUUGUCUGAUACUGAUAACAUACAUCACGUAUUGUGAAUAUAAUAGUUGUGCUCCGCGAAAUGGAUUCUCUUCAAGAGUUGUUCAGUGGCGGCGGCGAUAAUUGGUCGGUACAUUCGGGGCGCGAAAGUAGCCGCGACGAAGGCGACGUUUCAUCGGUCGACUCGACAACUCCGCCUCCUCAGCCUCUACUGGGCAACGAAAGCCAGUUACAGGGUGAAGAUAAAGGCAAAAGCGCGAACUCGAUAAGAGCACAAAUCGAAAUUAUCCCCUGCAAAGUGUGUGGCGACAAAAGCAGCGGUGUUCACUAUGGUGUUAUCACGUGCGAAGGGUGUAAGGGAUUCUUCAGGAGGUCACAAAGUUCGGUGGUGAAUUAUCAGUGUCCGCGGAAUAAGAACUGUGUAGUGGACAGGGUGAAUAGGAACAGAUGUCAGUAUUGUCGGUUACAAAAGUGUCUUCGGCUGGGAAUGAGCAGAGAUGCCGUAAAGUUUGGUCGGAUGUCAAAAAAGCAAAGAGAAAAAGUAGAAGACGAAGUAAGGUUUCAUAGAGCACAACUGAGAGCACAAAGUGAUUCCGCACCCGACAGCUCCGUCUUCGAACAGACGCCAUCGAGUAGCGACCAAUUACACUAUGGUUACAAUGGAGGGUACGCCUACAACAGCGAGGUCGGUACCUACACGCCAACAUAUUACACGAGUACAAGCCAAGUGCCGGCCAAUUCGAUGGGCUACGACAUCUCCGCCAACGAUGUAGACAGUACAACGGCGUACGACCCUCGGCCGGGUCUCGAUAACCUCAGCGAAACGGGCAGUCUUAUGACGAACGUCGUGACGACAGGGAACACUAACACAAGUAGCAGUGGUAAUGGUAGCGGUGGUGGUAGUGGUAAACAGGGCUUGACAAUAUCGGAAUCGCGCCCGUUCAAGCGACUGACGCAAACGUCGUCGCCGAGUGCCGCCUCCUCGAUGUCCGGAGGCACGAUGGUGUCGGUCAAACAGGAAGGGUCAUCGUCGACCCAGGACACCGUCGUGCCCAAUUACGUAGAUAGUACCACUUUCGUUAACUCACCUAGCGUACAACAACAAUCAUCUGUCAGGCAACAACAGACCGGAUCGCAAAGUCUACAGCAGAGGAAUUCCGAAGAUUCCGAUACCGUUUCUUUGCCCAGAAGUUUUGAACUUGCGAUAUUGAGGAUGUCCAGGUAUAUGGAUUUGUCACAGAACUGUGUACUGUAUGGUGACACAAUGCUGCCUCAGGAUGCGUUUUUCACUUCGGACACCGCCGAAAUGAAAUUGGUUACGUACGCCUACAACAGCGAGGUCGGUACCUACACGCCAACAUAUUACACGAGUACAAGCCAAGUGCCGGCCAAUUCGAUGGGCUACGACAUCUCCGCCAACGAUGUAGACAGUACAACGGCGUACGACCCUCGGCCGGGUCUCGAUAACCUCAGCGAAACGGGCAGUCUUAUGACGAACGUCGUGACGACAGACCCAAGUCAAAUAUCCGAACUUUUGGCGAAAACGAUAUCAGACGCACAUGCCCGCACAUGUCUUUUCACGCUGGAUCACAUUCACGAGAUGUUCCGCAAGCCGAACGACCUCUCGCGACUGCUUUAUUAUAAGAACAUGGCCCACGAGGAACUUUGGCUCGAAUGCGCGCAAAAAUUAACCACCGUCAUACAACAAAUAAUCGAAUUCGCCAAAAUGGUACCCGGUUUUAUGAAGCUCUCGCAAGACGACCAAAUCGUUUUACUAAAAGCAGAUCGACCAGGAUUAAAAGGUGUUGGUGAAAUAGGUCGAUUAAGUCAAGCAGUGUUAAGAGCUUUACGUAUCGAGCUUGAAAAAAAUCAUCUACUCCCAAUUAAGGGAGACGUAACAGUUUGUGAUGCCUUGUUGACAAAAAUACCUACUUUAAGGGAUAUUAGUAUGCUUCAUAUGGAUGCUUUAGGAAAAUUGAAAAGAUCUGCUCCACACUUAGAAUUUCCAGCACUUCACAAAGAACUGUUCAGUGUGGACAGUUGAGACAGUUCACCUGUGCCCUCUCAACUUAGCCGAAAGCCUUCAGAAGCCACGAUUCCUUUAUACUGAAUGUAUUGGCCUUAAUUAUAUAGAUAACUUAAGUGAUGACGAAUAUAAAAGCUCUUGUUGUGACUAAUUUAGAAUGCAGAUCUCUUUCGUUUCGAUUUUCGUUAUAAUUUUUUUUUUAAUGAUAUUUCGUUGUUUUGUUUGGGGCGUUGCAAAGUGUCACCUACUCCCGGGCCCUGAUCACAAAGUACAACCGUUUGUUUGUUGUUUGUUAUACGACUGUAGUGGCCGCAUUGUUGAUUAUUGAACACUUGGUGCUGAUUUAUGUUGAAACGAAUGGUAAAACACGCUUUGUGACACCUCGAACCCCACAAAUACAACAUACAAAAUAUAAAUCGUUAUUACAUGUAGUAAUCUGCCACUUAACAUUAUUAAAAGUAAAACACAUAAAUAAACAAAUCUCUACACUAUAAAUAACAUAAUAUAUUUUAUAGUUGGA
Messenger RNA from Agrilus planipennis (emerald ash borer), 4285 nucleotides. It is a transcript of the gene Hr3, whose product is annotated as probable nuclear hormone receptor HR3. The transcript has 12 exons. Gene Ontology annotation, molecular function: nuclear receptor activity; RNA polymerase II cis-regulatory region sequence-specific DNA binding; zinc ion binding. The coding region runs from base 1822 to 3783 and encodes 653 amino acids. Gene Ontology annotation, biological process: regulation of transcription by RNA polymerase II. The record is from RefSeq and is a predicted model, not a curated record. Gene Ontology annotation, cellular component: nucleus. NCBI's taxonomy places the organism in Eukaryota, Metazoa, Arthropoda, Insecta, Coleoptera, Buprestidae.